Messenger RNA from Stegostoma tigrinum, 2541 nucleotides. It is a transcript of the gene hmx1, whose product is annotated as H6 family homeobox 1. The record is from RefSeq and is a predicted model, not a curated record. NCBI's taxonomy places the organism in Eukaryota, Metazoa, Chordata, Chondrichthyes, Orectolobiformes, Stegostomatidae. Gene Ontology annotation, cellular component: nucleus. The transcript is spliced from 2 exons. Bases 536 to 1450 code for a protein of 304 amino acids. Gene Ontology annotation, molecular function: DNA-binding transcription factor activity, RNA polymerase II-specific; RNA polymerase II transcription regulatory region sequence-specific DNA binding. Gene Ontology annotation, biological process: negative regulation of DNA-templated transcription; regulation of transcription by RNA polymerase II.
GGACCUAGAUCCGGAUUCUGAUUUGUGAUUUGUUCCCUAAUUGACCUAGAUAAAACGACUGACUAGCAAGCCCCUGUAGCCGCAGGCACACGGGAUGAAACAGAGCAAGUGAACUCAUUGCGAGCAAUUCUCUCAUUUUGUUCAGUAAUCCCAUUUGCCAUUGUGCCCGUCCAAUCCGUGGUGUACUCCUCGCAUGUUAGGCAUUUAACUUGCCUGACUUUUGAAUUUCAUCAUUCUCCCUUCCCCCACACUUCCACACACAACCGCGCCCCCCCAACCCCCAACCCCGACACCCUCUCACCCCCACCCCACAGUUUCUCUUCACUGCCUGGCGCCGAGUGGAAGAUGUGUCGGUGUCUGUGCUUCGAGGAGUGGGAGAGCUGAUCCUGAGGUUUACAUUUUUAGUUGCCCGUUGCUAUGAGCUGUCGGGGAAUCAGUCCGUCGCCGGAAGAAAGGUGAUUGAACCGACAGGGCCGCUUUCUGGGGCUGAGCAAGAGAGAUACUCCUCGCAGCCCAUACGACGCUGAACGAUACCAUGCCGGACAAAGUGACUGGGGCCCAGGGCACAGCUCCCGUCAAGGUCUCUUCAUUUUUCAUCGAGAACCUGCUGCGAAGUAAUGGCAAAGGGAGGCAGGAAGACAGCAAGGAGGAGAGUUCGCAGAGAGCUGCUCCCAGAGCCGGCUUUUACCAUCAUGGGAUUGCGGGGAACCAUUGCGGGCAGUUCUGCUGUCAGCUCUGCAGCCUGGCUCUAUGUACACACAACUCUCCGCUCAGGGAAAGCAUGCUGCAGUGGUAUACGCAAACACAGCCCAGAUGUGCGGGAUGUGCCAGUCCAAACAGUCCGAAACAAGAAAGUCCUAGUUCCGAGGAAGAGCAAUGUUUUUUCCUCCCGGCCAGUGACCUGGACUCCCCGCCAGUUUCGGACAAAGGGGACAGCCGCAAGGACAUCUGCAGCCAAGAGGAAGGCGAGCUACUGGACGGGAAGAAGUCAGAGGCAGACAGCAGCCCGGCUGCCAAUAGCCAGGCGGACUCUGACCAGAAAUCCAGCCGCAAAAAGAAAACGCGCACCGUUUUUAGCAGGAAUCAGGUUUUCCAGCUAGAGUCCACGUUUGACAUGAAGCGCUACCUGAGCAGCUCCGAGAGAGCGGGUCUGGCCGCUUCCCUUCACCUGACCGAGACUCAGGUCAAAAUCUGGUUUCAAAAUCGGAGAAACAAAUGGAAAAGGCAGUUGGCCGCAGACCUGGAAGCGGUUAACCUUUCUCAGAGUGCACAGAGGAUUGUCAGGGUCCCCAUUUUGUAUCACGAAAACACACCACCCGGCGCCUUAAGAUUCAGCCUGCCGCAAGUAUCCCCUCCUCUGGUCAGCUUCUCAGGCUGUGCAAACUAUCCUCUUACAUCAUUCCCUUCUUCCAUGCCUUUCCUAAGGUCACAAAUGAGUGGGCUUGUCUAGGCCAGGCCCUUCGACCAGAUGGUACAUGGAAGGUGUAAGUGACACCAAGAGAAAAAUGAAACGAAACGCCUUUGGUUUAACUUCAACGCUUAUGUUUUUUUUCUCUAACACUUUUAGUUGGUGCAAAUGUGCAAUAACUUGCUCUGGGGCGCUAUUGCUGCAGUGCCGGACAGGAAAUUUGUGUUCCUUUACAUCCAAAGAAAUAGUUGCAGUCUUGAAUACGAUGAUUUCCGCAUUCACGGCUGUGACCACGUCAUAAAGCAACCCGCCAUGCCCAUGGACCACUAAUAUAUAAAAGAAUAACUUUAUAGCUAAUUUCUUUAAAGUCUCCUUUGCUUUUUCAAUAUAUUGAUGUGUUAAGCAUUAGUUUGUUUUACUGUUAGGUUAGAACGGGCGGAGAGGACUGCAGAGCAAAUUCAAAAUGCUCACUGGGAUUUUAGUACAUAUGAAUAUUAGUUCCUGGGCCUUCUUGAUUUUAUUAUUUUAAGUCGAUGUAGCUAACCACAAUUAUAUUAUCGGAGGAAAAAAUUUGCAAUAAACGCUGUUCAAAUCCUUGAAAAGCAAGCAAGCUUGUGUUUGAAUCAACUCAUCAUUCAUCAUCACGUCAUUUGACUUAAUAUCGAGCUGUUGCAGAACCGCCAGGAACGCUGAUUGCCUUCAUUUUAUUUCACAUUGUACCUUUUAUUUAAUCGUUUGGACUUAAAAAUCGCAUAUUUUCGCACCAAUUCGAGUGAGUUAUGGUCUCGUCCAUAAGACACGAUAAACAUUUAUCCUGAUGUGAUGCAAUAACGUGGAACAAUAUUUCUUUCUAGCUUUACAAGUUGCUAAUCUGAUAAGAAAGCUAAGCUUCAUCUAUGCAACAGGUUGAUUGUUUAAUGCAGUAUGGCCAAACUGUACUUUGCACUUAAAGGUCGAAAAGAUAACAUCACACGCAUUUGUUUGUUCUUGUUGAGGUGACUUACACACUGCUGUAGAUUUAAUCAAAGCAGCGGAUACUUGUCCGAAAAAUUCUCAGUCUUAUUCAUGACUUCAGGUUUUAUUGUGAAAUAUUAGUGUGUUAAGACAUUUUAUAUGCAAUGCAUGAUUGUUAU